Molecule: messenger RNA, 911 nt
Organism: Lentinula edodes (shiitake mushroom)
Lineage: Eukaryota; Fungi; Basidiomycota; Agaricomycetes; Agaricales; Omphalotaceae
Product: histidine phosphatase superfamily
Exons: 4
Coding region: 164-724 (186 amino acids)
Cellular component (GO): cytoplasm
Molecular function (GO): phosphatase activity
Source: RefSeq, a predicted model, not a curated record
GUAUACGACCUGUACAUGUUUCGGAAUCACGAACCAGCUUGCGCGGCGAAAAUUCCGGUUCAUUGUACAUAUUUUUGGCGAAGAUAGGAGCCUUGUGGAUCAAUAAUCAAUGUUAUGCGUCUGGUAAUCUCUACAUACAUCACUUGAUUUAGUUAUCGGAAUCAUGUCAUUGUCAGGGAAGCGCAUCUACAUGCUUCGUCAUGGACAGGCAAUGCACAACGUUGACAAAUUCUGGCCAGAGCGAGAUCCUCCUUUGACAGAGCUUGGGAUCCAGCAGUCCGAAGCCGUUGCACUUCCAAUUAUCCCGGACCUUGUUGUGUGUUCCCCCAUGAAGCGCACCAUUCAAACCAUGUACAAAGUUCUUUCCAAGCUCGAAUUAAACGAGGAUCCAAAAAUCGAGAUUUGGCCUGAUCUCCGCGAGGCGACUAAUGCUCCUCACAAUAACGGUAGCUCGAAAGCUGAUAUAUCGUCCGCGUAUCCCCUUCUUGAUUUUACACGAUGUAACGAGGAAUGGGAUUACGAGGAGAACACCGAAGAAAAUGUCACUGCAAGAGCAGCGGAGGUCUUAAAGGAGCUCAAAAGCAGACCUGAGACGAAUAUACUUGUUGUUGGACACCGAGUAUUGUUCUGGUACAUAGUUGGUGGAAAAAGAUUCGUCAACUGCGAGCUCCGAAAUUACGAGUUCAAUGAUACAGGGACCAUGGUACAAAUAGAAAUACUUUAGUGUAAUACCGAAACUUUAAACAUAGAAUCGACGAAAACUCACUAUUUUUAACUGCACACGACCAUUUUAAUACUUAGUGAUUCAAGAAAGCCCGGAGAAGUCAAGAUCUAUCUCUAUUCGAUGUACCAGCACACGACCAUAUUAUGUGAUAUAGUCAUUAGUGAUUGACUAUAUCAGAUUACAGGGA